UUUUGGUCAUUAAGUUAUGAUCAGUUUUUAAAUGUCAACCGUAGAAUGGAAGAAGAAAACGUACUGCAUGACAUGUAAAUGAAUGUAAAAAUUGAACCUUUCAUAAUGUUAAAAUAUAUGAAAUGUCUCAAAAGACUUUCGCCCAUGCUAACACACAGACAAUCAUCAAGGUGCAUCCACAUAUGUUGGAAAUCGAUCAAAUACCUAAAGUGACAACAGAUCGACGCCAAGGAACUGUUUUAAGUAUAACGCCAAAACCUGACAACAAUUUUUACUCGUUGCUUCGCUAUACCCCCUAUUCAGAUAUAAAAGAAAAUAGUAUACGUGUAUUAGAUAUUCCAAGAUUGCCGAAAUUGCAGUUCCAUUCUAUUGCAGAAUCAGAGGAAAUGGAGCAGAGAGCUAGGGAGUUCAGUCUAGCUGACGAUGAUGGCGUUGGAUAUUUAUGUUGUUCUUUGAUUAGAAGGGAACUAUGCCAUAACAGAACCUGUUUUUUUGAUUCAGAAGCCCAAACUGAUGUUUCCGUUGUUCCUCAUGUUCUACUAGAUGAUAAUAACGUCGCCUUUGUAUUUACUACUAGAGGAAGUCAGACUUAUGAUCAUAUACAUAAAUAGACGAUUAUUUAUUUUUAGUUUUAAGUCUAGUACCUAUUUUGAAUUAAUUAAAAUAAAUUAAUUUAUUACAUUCACAGAUUUCGAAAUUGAAAAUAUUAGUGG
Molecule: messenger RNA, 713 nt
Organism: Psylliodes chrysocephalus
Lineage: Eukaryota; Metazoa; Arthropoda; Insecta; Coleoptera; Chrysomelidae
Source: the annotation of a GenBank genome assembly